UUCUUCUGGCUUCACGGAAGUAUAGAUAGGCAGAUGUCUGUUUUUAGUAGUAGAGAUAUUUCUGUCACCACUGCCAGCUUGCAGUUUUUGUGGAAGUCUAACUUGACCAGCUCAGUACCUUUGACUUCUCAAAGUUACGAACAUCGUAACAAGCGUGUCUAAAACCUCUGUGCAAACUCAAACUAUUAGCUGGGAUAGGACUUCAGCAACCUCGUGGCAGUAGAGUUCAUCAUGACAGCAGUUCCAGAAUACUGCACCCUGUUCGAUUGCCUUCAAGACCAGUCACUGCUAGAGGGGAUUCGAGAGAUUCUUGCUGUCCAGGAGCCACCCCUACCUGACGACAGUACAUCUAAUAAUGAAGAUGUGGGGGACUUUCUCUGGGAAAAGAGUCAUUUGGAUGAAAAGAAGGCAGAGGGUGUUCCUGUUGGGGAGGUCUCAGACAGGAUGUUUUGUUCAGCCUGUCAGUGUCCCUUUGACAGCCGUGAAGAGCAGACAGAGCACUACAAACUGGACUGGCACCGCUUCAACCUGAGACAGAGGCUGGUGGGGCGAAGCCCGGCCACGGCUGAGGAGUUUGAGAGGAAGACGGGAGCAGGUGAUAUGUCCAGCAUCUCAGGCUCAGACUCCGAGGACACGGAUUCGGGCAGCGAUCGGUGUUCCCGUGGUGUUGAGGACCCGGCCUCUGGUGGGACUGAGAGCCCUGUUAAAAUGGAGGAUCCCCUCAGCCGCCUGAGCCCCAGGGUGGUCUUCCAGAAUGCUCAGGGAAAGUACCUGUCUGUGUAUCGCUGUGUCCUGCAGAAUAAGAAGAUGGAGGAGGUGGAGGACCUGGUUCCUACCUUGCUGAGUUUCAGUAACAAGUCUGUGUGGGUCGUUUUGAUGACUGGAGGGGGACACUUUGCAGGAGCCGUUUUUCAGGGGAAAGAGGUCCUGCAGCACAAGACGUUUCACCGGUACACGGUGCGGGCCAAGCGGGGCACGGCUCAGGGGCUGCGGGACUCCCAGAGCCGCGGCAACGCGCCCAAAUCUGCCGGCGCGACGCUGCGGCGCUACAAUGAGGCUAUGCUGGUUAAGGAUGUGCAGGACCUGCUGGAGAGUUGGUCCGAGCACCUGAAGGAGGCGAGUGUGAUCUUCCUCCGCGCCCCCAGCUACAACCGCAGCAUCUUUUUCGGGGGGCGGGCGGCCCCCUUUGACAAGAACGACCCCCGCGUUCGCACCUUGCCUUUCGCCACCCGCCGGGCCACUUUUCGGGAGGUCGUAAGGGUGCACGCGACCCUCUCCACACUACACAUCUACGGGAAAGACACUGAUGUCUCCAGCAUCUUCUGCCCUUCAAAGAAAGCAUGGAGAAAGAAGCCCAGUAGACCAGAAGGAGCAGCAGACACCAGCCCUGCUCCUGUAACUGCGCCCCCUGUGGCAGCGGAAGGAGAAGAGCCGCAGGAGGACGGGAGCACAGACGAGGGGGACGUUGAGCUGGUGGAGGUCGAGGUGACUCUGGACACUCUGGAGCUCCGCGAGUUCGAGGUCCACCCCAGCAGGAGGCGCCGGAGGAAGAAAAAAGAGGGACACAGAGGGGCGGAAGUACCCAUAGAGCCGGAGGAGCCGAGGGAGGGCGCGGACCAGAACGGGGCGGGGCACGCGGACGAGGAGGAGAGGCGCGCGAAGCGGAGGCCCAGGAGGGCCAAAAAGACGCAGCGCGCGGAGGAAGACGCGGGCGCGGACCGCGGGGAGUACGGCCUGCUGGACGCCGUCUACACCGCCUGCAAGACGGGGCAGCUGGACGCCCUGCGCGGCCUCCUGCGGCCGCCGGGCCGCGAGGACGAGGAGGGGCGCGACGACGAAGGCCCGGGGCGUCGGCCUUCCCCCGCCUUCCUGAACCGGGAGAUGGACUCGUCCGGGUUCACCCUCCUGCAUGUGGCUUCAGCCGCGGCUCAGCGGGGCGUGGUCAGGCUGCUGAUGGACGCAGGCUGUGACCCAGCGUGCAGAGAUGUUAAGGGACAGACGCCCUACGCCGUGGCACCUGACAAGGACACCAGGAACGUCUUCCGCAAGUACAUGGCUGAGCACCCCGAUAAGUACGACUACAGCAAAGCGCAGAUCCCGGGGCCGCUGACGGAGGAGAUCGAGCUGAAGAAGGCCGAGAAGAGGCGUGCGCAAAAGGUCGCCAGAAAGCAGCGAGAGAAGGAGCAGAAAGAGGAGAGGCAGAAGCAGGAGGCGGAGCUGGCGGAGCAGAGGAAGUUCACGUCUCUCAGCGACAGGGAAAAGAGGGCCCUGGCUGCAGAGAAGAGAUUGGCACAGCAGAUGACCUCCACCGGGACCGAGUUCACCAAUACCAGGCGGUGCUGGCAGUGUGGAGAGUCUCUGCUGGGGAAGAUCCCCUUCGAGUACCUGCACUUCUCUUUCUGCACACCCCGCUGUGUCCAGCUGCACCGCAAGGCCAAGGCCUCCGACACCAAGCCGUGACCUUUGACCUCUCGCGUCCUGCCGUGACCUCUCAUAUCUGAACCUCACCAGAUGCAGAGCAGUCUGAUUCGGAGAGAGGCCUGUUGCUACUGCCACUACCUCACCUCCUGCCUGUCGCCCUCUAUGGACAGUUAAUCUGGAUGAGCAUUACCGCCUGUAAUACUAAAGGGAAAUGUAGUUUCCUGACUUAAUAAUGUUAUGUUUAAUUUAACAUUUCAGUAUGAUUUUGUACAUGCAGGGUCUCCUGGCCUCAUGCAUGUUGCAUUUCACAUGAUACUGUGUUGUGUCAUGACCAGCUGUAUCAUAAUGUUUAUAGCAAUAGAAUAAUUGCAGGAAUGCAUGCAAUUAUAAUAAUUAUUCAUUAUUAUUAUAAUUAAUUGUAAUAUUUAUUCAUAUAAAAAAUUACAUAUAAAAUGUAAUUACCAGUGUCCACUUACAUGUUGACCUUGUAAUCUGAAUGCUUUUAGUUGAUUGCAGCACUUGGAAAUAAUGGAAAACCAUUUAAUGUGCACAAACCACAUAAUGUUUUGCAGUUUUGUGUAAUUGCCACUUCAUUUGAUUUAAAACCCCACAUGAAUAUUUGUACAAUCAGGAAUGAUUACCAUUUUGAAUUAAAUGUUUUACAAGUACCAAUUAAAGAUUGAAUAUGGCCUGGCUAAUUUGGUUAAGGCACUACACUGUGGUGCAUGGAUGAGUCUUGCAGCCUCUGGACCAUGCCAGUGCAGACUGUGGCUGGUGGCUUCAUAGGGUGACAUGCAAUUGGCGAUGAGCUUCGUGUUCAUUGCUAUCUAGCGACCCCCCGCUGGUCGAUCGGGCGCCUGUAGAUUGCAGUCAAAGCAGUGAACAGGUCUUCCUCUGACUCUGCCCUGUGCGAGCUCAACUGUAGUCUGCUGUGUGUAAAUAAGCAGCUGGUGACACUAAGUGUUUCUGAGGAGAGCCGUGGAUGUCUGCACUCUCACAAAUAGUGUUACAGUUUGUAGUUCCAAAACCCGGGAGGGAGUUUGCAUAUUUCAGCCAUGGGAUCCCUUCGCAGAUUUCCAAUUAUUUUUUCCCCCUGGGGAUUUAGAUUUCUGUGGAAAAUAAGGUCUGUGGUUAACGUAAGCCCAAGAGAGUUUCAUAUUUUGUACUAGGAGAUAAAUUACACCCCUUAAUAUCUCAACUGUGAAUUUCGAAGCCAUUAUGUGCUUUAAAAGUUAAGUUGCUAUCAAGCAACCUGCUUUUUGAAAGCACAUAAUGGUGAAGGAAUGUGUAUAGUUUAAGGGUUUAGGAACUGAGUGUGUAACUAAAAGCUUGCAGGUUUGAGUCCCAGCCCGGGCACAGCUGCUGUACCCUUGAGCAAGCACUUUUUCUGAAUUGCUUCAAUAAAAUAUCCUGGUGUAUAAAUGGAUUGUUUGAAAAACUAAUCUGUGUAAGCAACUCUACUAAAGUGUCUACUAAAGUCUACUAAGGCUCACCUCUCAGAUAGAACUAGCUCUGUGAUGUAGCACUGUGUGGCCUGUAGGGGGCAAAAAUGACCAGUCUGUAGACGAGGCAUGAAAUCAGAGUGCAUGUCCUUCAGUCACUGUGCUCUGACUGUGGAGGUGCAGGUGGCAGAACUUCAGAGGAACAUUUCAGCACCUGGUUAUUUUGUAUUUCAUGCAUGUCAUCUUAAAAUAAGUGGACGUGGAGCAUCACGGUUCGGUAUAGUGCAUUUUAAUGUAAGGCAUGAAAAGUUACAAUAUGAACAAAUUCUGCAUUUGCUUGGGCAGCAAACCUCUGAACCACACCAACUCUGGCUUUAUUUGAUCACAUCUCAACACAGGUCCUAUGAGUGGAGGCUUUUCUUUUCCUAAGCUAUCAACUGAAAACCAGACGUCCUUCCUUCACCUUUCACACUGAAACGUUUGAAAGCUGGAACUGUACAUCAUAGCGCAGGAA
Molecule: messenger RNA, 4377 nt
Organism: Anguilla anguilla (European eel)
Lineage: Eukaryota; Metazoa; Chordata; Actinopteri; Anguilliformes; Anguillidae
Gene: ankzf1
Product: ankyrin repeat and zinc finger peptidyl tRNA hydrolase 1
Exons: 16
Coding region: 232-2460 (742 amino acids)
Molecular function (GO): protein binding
Source: RefSeq, a predicted model, not a curated record